Messenger RNA from Octopus sinensis (East Asian common octopus), 1029 nucleotides. RefSeq lists its product as uncharacterized. The transcript has a single exon. The record is from RefSeq and is a predicted model, not a curated record. NCBI's taxonomy places the organism in Eukaryota, Metazoa, Mollusca, Cephalopoda, Octopoda, Octopodidae. The coding region runs from base 1 to 1029 and encodes 342 amino acids.
AUGAAUCUCCUUACUUUAUUGCUGAUGCGUACCAUCGUAAUCUCCCAAGACACAACUCUUUCUUCCUCUUCAUCUGUUACUGUUAACAAUAAUCCCACCACAACUACACCUUUGGCCAACACAAGUACUCCGUUUACCAGCCCAACUACACCUUUGCCAACUACACUGAGUACUUCAAACAGCACAUUUACACGUUUGCCGACUACACUGAGUACUUCAAACAGCACAUUUACACGUUUGCCAACUACACCGAGUACUUCAAACAGCACAUUUACACGUUUACCAACUACACCGAGUACUUCAAACAGCACAAAUACACGUUUGCCGACUACACUGAGUACUUCAAACAGCACAACUACACGUUUGCCGACUACAUCGAGUAUUUCAAACACCACAACUACACGUUUGCCGACUACAUCGAGUAUUUCAAACACCACAACUACACGUUUGCCGACUACACUGAGUACUUCAAACACCACAACUACACCUUUGGCCAACACAAGUACUCAGUUUACCAGCCCAACUACACUGAGUACUUCAAACAGCACAACUACACGUUUGCCGACUACACCGAGUAUUUCAAACACCACAACUACACGUUUGCCGACUACACUGAGUACUUCAAACAGCACAACUACACGUUUGCCGACUACACUGAGUACUUCAAACAGCACAUUUACACGUUUGCCGACUACACUGAGUACUUCAAACAGCACAACUACGCCUUUACCAACUCGUUCGAACACGAGUAAAAGUACAAUUUUUACUUAUGCUACGGAAAAACGACCAACUAAAACUUCAACAAAAUCCACUACAACUUCUUCGACAAUAUCAACUUUCCCUGCCACGACGAAAAAAUUUGUAGACAAAUUGUCUCUUGAAAAGAAUAAACUUCAUGAAAAAGAAUUGAAAAAUAAGAACAUUGUCAUUUUUGUUCUUUCCGGAUUUAUCGCUCUAAUCGUGAUCCUCCAAGUUUCUCUCAUUCUCAUCCGCAAAAUAAGACGCCAGAACUACCAAGAACUUUAUUAG